This is a messenger RNA of Parasteatoda tepidariorum (common house spider), 1659 nucleotides long. RefSeq lists its product as uncharacterized. The record is from RefSeq and is a predicted model, not a curated record. Lineage: Eukaryota; Metazoa; Arthropoda; Arachnida; Araneae; Theridiidae. Gene Ontology annotation, cellular component: extracellular region. Gene Ontology annotation, molecular function: peptidase inhibitor activity.
CAACAACAGCAACAACAAAUCAAAGAAAAACUUUGGAGCCUCCAUGGACGAGCGGCAUCACUCGCCAAAUGCUGUGCAAAGCGUGGAGGUAGUGGAUUCGAAUCCCACUCUGGAAGUAUCUUCGUGCUGUCCUUCUUAUUAUGCUAUCUGUCCUUCUAUUUGACAAAGGUUUAUAAGCCUAAAUUGAGAGCACAAGCCUGCAAAUAUGAGAAAUUUUCAAGUGAUUCUGCUGUGUCACAGAAAGAAAAAGGUCAACUUGAAACAGUUUCCGAUAAUCAUCCGGCAGAAUUGCCUAGAAAAGAAAUUAAAAUAAAUAUAGCAUUGAAACAGCCGUCAAAGAAUAACAUUCAAUCUCUUAAUGCCUCUCAACCAACUGUUUCUGGUCAUCUAAGCAACGCUAACUUACGAGACUUAGAAAUUAUCUCCAAAGAUAGCUCUGCUAUUCAAUUAGUUACUGAAUCGGAAACAUUACAAAAAGAGGGUGAUAAUUCAGACUCUGAAAAUAUAUUAAUAAACGAAACUCUUAAGGUUCAUAAAUCUAUUUCGGAUGGGUUGGAGUUUUCGGCACAUUCUGAAGUCACUAAAAAUGAUAGUUCUAUCAUGAAAAUAAGUAAUGAAUCUGAACUAUUACAAGAGAAGGAUGAUAGUUCUGACUCAGAAAAUACGUUAGCAAACAAAACUCUUCUUAAUCAAACUGGCCAUGAAUCUACUGCUUCUGUUGGUUUAGGUUUUUUGGCACAUUCUGAAGUUUCAAGAAAUGAUAGUUCUGUUACGCAAUUAGUUAAUGAACCCAAAACAUUGCAAAAAGAUGAUAAUUCUGUUACGCAAAUAGUUAAUGAAUCUGAAACAUUGCAAAAAGAUGAUAGUUCUAUAUCUGAAAAUGUAUCAACAAACGAAACUCAAACUGGUCUUGAAUCUAUUGUUUCAGCUGGUUUAGAUUUUUUGGCACAAUCUGAAGUUGCAAAAAAUGCCGCUGUAGCUAUGGAAAUUUUCAAUCUUUCUGAUUCUUCUCUAACAGAUCACAUAAUUGAUGACAGUGUGAUCGAUUUAGUGCUGUCAGCACAGAAUAAGUUAGACGCAGAAACAGCAUCCAGUGAGAUAGAAGAUAUUAAAAAUGAUUUGAUCCCCAACAAUGAAAUAAAUGAAUCUCAUGUCAACACUGAUGAAACAGAAAGUGAUAUAAAUUUGCUUCCAAUCGACAAAAAAAAGUGUCCCACUCCAGGAAUCUGUGUUUUUUGGUUCAUGGCUCGAAACGCCUGUACUAAUGAUGGCGAAUGCUUGGGUUCGAAAAUUUGUUGUAGAGUUAGGUGUUCCAAAAAGUGUAUAGAUGUUUAGAAUACCUCUGUUUUGACUAAAAAUGUCAAUAUUUAAAUUUCAUUGAAUAUUUGCGGGAUAAAAUUCCGUCAUCAAGAUUCAGUCAAUCCUCUUUUUGAGCAUGGUUUGAGAUGCUACGAAAAUGUGAAGAGAACCCAAAGACAGUGGCUAGACAAGAUAUUGAGGUCAUAAUAAAAUUCCACUCUGUACAUAUGCGAUAAAUCCGAUGAUUUUGCAUAAACAGCACUAAAUUUAGCAAAUGUGAGAAUUUGGCUGAUAUGUGAUAAAUAGUAAUUUUUUCAAAUGUGAUAUUUUUACCACAUUAAAUUAGACUUUAAAAAAUUU